Messenger RNA from Harmonia axyridis, 2609 nucleotides. It is a transcript of the gene Pitslre, whose product is annotated as cyclin-dependent kinase 11B. Bases 117 to 2105 code for a protein of 662 amino acids. Gene Ontology annotation, biological process: protein phosphorylation; regulation of mitotic cell cycle. NCBI's taxonomy places the organism in Eukaryota, Metazoa, Arthropoda, Insecta, Coleoptera, Coccinellidae. Gene Ontology annotation, cellular component: nucleus. The transcript is spliced from 7 exons. The record is from RefSeq and is a predicted model, not a curated record. Gene Ontology annotation, molecular function: ATP binding; cyclin-dependent protein serine/threonine kinase activity.
CUUUUCAGUCUACUCUGUGGUUCAGUUUAGGUAUUGUCAUAUACUUCGUUAAUCUAUGGGUUUUGUUGUGUAUAUUCUCCAAUAUUUGAUAUUAUUCACUCUAAAAUAUAUCUAAAAUGCCUUUCGAUGACUCUGGGGAUGAACAAAGUGAAGAUGGUGAAUUACGUCAAAGUCCUCAGGAAAUAAAAAAAAUUGAAAGUGAUUUCAGUAUGUCUGAAGAAGAUGUGGAGGCAGUAGAUGAUUCCUUAGAUAUAAAACCACCUCAGGCAAAAGUUUCUCAAAGUUCAAAAGUCAAGAGAAAAGAACAUGGGGAAAGAUCAAGACACAAAAAGUCUUCUGAUAAACACAGAGAGGAAAGACAUAUGCACAGGGAAAAACACUAUCGAGAUAAACAAAUGAGACCCAAAGAAUAUUAUCAAAAAGAGAAAGAUAAAGAGCGAUUUUAUAGAGAAAAGUCAAGUUAUGAUCAGUUAAUGUCAGAAUCGCAACAAUUCAUAAAAGAAAAGAGUCAUAGGGAAAGAAAAGAAGAACGUGCUAGAUAUUCUGAUACUCGAAAACAUGAUGUAAAAGAGACUAGAGAGGUACGCUAUGUAUCAAGAGAAGGGGAAAAACAUAGACAUCGACAAGAUGAAGAAAAAAGAGGAGAUAAAACUCUGCAUGACCUUCGAGAGAGAUUACUUAGUAAGCGUAAAGUAGAUGAUGAAGUAGGAUAUGAGAGAAGACAUAAAGAGUCCCAUAGAUCUCAUAAAAGAAGACGUCAUAAUGAUAAUAUUGAGAAUGCAUUAGAAGGUGAAUCUGGAAUGUAUGUUAAAGAAAUUAUGAAUAUAAGUGGAGGUGAAGAAAGAUCAAAGUCUAAGAAGGAAGAGAAGAAGGAACAUUUAACAGAAAAAGAAAGGGCAGAACAGGAUCAGAGGAGAGAAAAAUUACUUGAAGCUGAAAGGGAAAUUGCUAGACUAAAAGAGCAAUCUCGUUUAGAUAGAGAACGUCGUCAAGACAAAGCAAAGUUUGAUAAACAUAAAGAAGAACUGGAAGAACAUUAUAGUAAGAGAAUAGUUGCUGAAGAAAUAAUUUCUGAUAACUCUGAAGAAGAACAGGAUUGUUCAGUGAGGGUGAUUAAGGAGGAAGAAUCUGAAGAUAAAGAUUAUGAUGAAUAUAUUAAGAGUGACAAAAGUGAAGCAACCUCCAGAAGCAUAAGUAGAAGUAGAUCCAGUGAGAAAUCUGAUAGAAGUGCAUCCAGCAGAAGAUCUAGAAGUAGAGAGAGAACCAGAUCUUCUGAGCCUUCUCGUUCUGCUACCAGAUCUCCUGAAAGUCCAGUAGAUAGAAAAUCAGAGGAAAAAGAUAUGGACAAUCCCGAGCAUCAGAAAGAGAGAAAACCCAAGGAGUUGGAUGAAGAUCUUCCUCCAUACUAUCCAGCUAUUUCUGGUUGCAGAUCUGUUGAAGAAUUCCAAUGUUUGAACAGAAUAGAGGAAGGGACAUAUGGCGUUGUAUAUAGGGCACGAGACAAAAGAACUGAUGAAAUUGUGGCAUUGAAGAAGUUGAAAAUGGAGAAGGAAAAAGAAGGAUUUCCAAUAACUUCCCUGAGAGAAAUCAAUACUCUAUUGAAAGGACAGCACAAAAAUAUUGUUACUGUGAGAGAAAUUGUUGUGGGGAGCAACAUGGAUAAAAUUUUUAUUGUGAUGGAUUAUGUUGAACAUGACCUCAAAUCAUUAAUGGAAACUAUGAGGAAAAAAAAGCAAUGUUUCACAGCAGCUGAAGUAAAAUGCCUACUCCAACAAUUAUUGCUUGCCGUUGCUCACUUACAUGACAAUUGGAUACUUCAUAGAGAUCUUAAAACUUCGAAUUUAUUGCUUUCUCACAAGGGCAUUUUGAAAGUAGGAGAUUUUGGUUUAGCCAGAGAAUAUGGCUCUCCCUUGAAAGCCUAUACUCCUAUUGUUGUCACUCUGUGGUAUAGAGCUCCAGAAUUGUUGCUUGGUGCUAAGGAAUACAGUACACCAAUUGACAUGUGGUCAGUUGGGUGUAUUUUUGCCGAAUUAACCCUGAUGAACGCAUUUUUUUCCGGGAAAUCAGAAGGAGACCAACUUGAGAAGAUAUUCAGGGUAACUUGAUAUUAUUAUACUUUUAUUAUCAUAGUAUUUUCUUCUUAGAUGAAAAGUAAUGAGACUUUAAUUUACAAGAUUUUUUUCAGGCAACUGUCAACAAUGAACAUCAAAUUAAGUAUUAACAUCUCACGUGCGUUUGAUAACAUCAUUGUUUAUUGCAUAUAAUAUGUAGAUAGAUAAUAUUUCAUGAUAAGGUCGAUUGCAAACGUCGGACAUUCAGUCAUCGGCUUAUUUGUUACUGCAUAAGACACCUCAACCAAAAAUUAUGUGAACAACACAAAUGUAUGUUGCACUAUCCCAUGAUUGAUCAAAAAUGAAUACUGAUGUGGUAAAUUUGAGAUACUGAAGAAAAAAUAAAUACAUAACUGUAAUUAUAUAACAAUAAGUUCAAAUUGCUAUCAUCAGAUUUCAAAAAAUAACAAAUAAUAAUAUAAUACAUGGUGAUUCCUCGGGAUGAUUUAUUACACGUUUAUAGAAAACUAAUCAUAAUUUAGAGCUGAAAAUUUGCAU